This is a messenger RNA of Pediculus humanus corporis (human body louse), 219 nucleotides long. RefSeq lists its product as uncharacterized. The coding region runs from base 1 to 219 and encodes 72 amino acids. Lineage: Eukaryota; Metazoa; Arthropoda; Insecta; Psocodea; Pediculidae. The record is from RefSeq and is a predicted model, not a curated record. The transcript has 2 exons.
AUGUAUAAAAAAAACGAAGAGAAAAUUGACGAAAUAAAAGAUUGGAUAAGUUCUCGGAGUACUUUCAUUCAAACAUUUUUACAAGGUUGCGAUGGAGACGUGGACAAAACUAAGAAAACAUUCGAAAAUUAUUUUUUCGUGAGGCAAACGGUUCGAGAAUUUUUUUUCGACAGGGAUCCAACCCGUGAAGAAAACAUGUCCGCUUGGGAAACUUCGUAA